AUGGCCCUCAAGCUCAGGCCCACCCACUCCCCCGAGCCGCCCCCGUUCUCGUGGGACACCCUCUCCGCAAUGCCCUCGCCGCCGUCUGACACCGACGCACCCGCCUCGCCGCCGAUUCCCUGGCUGUCAGCACCUGACAUGAAGGUCUUCGGUGCAGAGCCGCUCAAGCCCGAGAUUGGCUUCGUCAAAUGCAGGGACUGCGCCAAACCCGUCCUCCGGAGUGCAGUCGAGGCCCAUGCCGUCAACUGCGCUAAGCUCCGUGCCGCGAUGAAGAAGAGCGGGAAGGGAAAGGAGGUCGAAGCCUCAAAGGGCAAGAAACGCAAGGCAGAGGACGAGGAGCCCACCCCCGAAGAUCCCUCCGCUCCCAAAAAGAAGAAACCUGCCACCAAAGUUACCAAGGGCCGCUUCAAGGGCCCCGUCGACUACGACAAGCAGUGUGGUGUCAUCAACGACAAGGGACUUCCUUGCUCACGCUCCCUCACCUGCAAGUCCCAUGCCAUGGGCGCCAAACGCUCGGUCCAGGGCCGCUCAAAGCCCUACGACGAGCUCCUCCUAGAAUGGAAUCGGCAGAACAAUCCGAACUUCGUCGAGCCGGUCAAGAAGGAGAGCAAGGAGCAGCGCAAAGAGCGGAAAGAGAAAGAGAAGGCAGAUAAAAAGCGCCAGGCAUUAGAGGCCGCCGCCGCCGCUGGCGUGGACCUCACAAAGAAAGGUGCGAUCGCCGCGGUCACAGGUGCGGCCACGAAGAAGAGCAAGAAGGGAACAGCGGCUGCAACUGCUGCGGGAGCCGUCGCGGGGGCCACUGUCGCUGGCCAAGACGACGGCUACGAGAACCUGGACGAGCUCGACUCCGAAGCGGAGGUCGACUCACUCAUACACGCCGUUCGCGCCGCACAGAAUAGCGGUCUGAUCGGCGUCCCUCUCGCUGUCCCCUGCGACGCCGGCUCCUGGUUCGUUGCGCGGAGGGAACGCUUACGCAGUUGUCAUCAGCUUAUGGCCAGCGCGUUGAUGCCACACUCCGUCGGUCCAGGUGGUGCACGACUGGCAUGA
This is a messenger RNA of Fomitopsis serialis, 1047 nucleotides long. RefSeq names its product SCA7, zinc-binding domain-containing protein. The record is from RefSeq and is a predicted model, not a curated record. Gene Ontology annotation, cellular component: SAGA complex. The transcript has 2 exons. Bases 1 to 1047 code for a protein of 348 amino acids. NCBI's taxonomy places the organism in Eukaryota, Fungi, Basidiomycota, Agaricomycetes, Polyporales, Fomitopsidaceae.